Molecule: messenger RNA, 957 nt
Organism: Hydra vulgaris (swiftwater hydra)
Lineage: Eukaryota; Metazoa; Cnidaria; Hydrozoa; Anthoathecata; Hydridae
Source: RefSeq, a predicted model, not a curated record
UAAUGUAUUAAAAAAAGAGUAAAAGUAUUUACUUAUUUGGAUAAAUAUGUAUAGGAAUAUUAGGAAUAAAGAUAUUUAACCUCUAACAUGCGCAUAAAAUAUUUGGAGAAUUUUUAUGGAUGUUGUCAACUUCGCACAGCAGUUAUGUUUAUUGCAAUGGUAGAUUCGUUAUUUGGAACAUAUGAAGUUUUGGAUUUCAGUAUACGCAUUUUAUUGUCUGCCUCUCAUAGUAUUUCUCAUACUAACAUUAGUAAUACAACUAUAUACCCUGAAUCUGGAACAAAUAAUCGAAACUCCACUAUGUUAAUUAAAGCUUUACCAAAGUUUUAUUUUGCUGGCAUUGUUGUUGGCUGCUUAGAUGUUUUUAUUUCAUUUUUCCUGUUAUAUGUUGCAGCACGAAGGAAAUAUAAGCUUCAUAUUGUUGUUUUUAUUGCUGCUGUCUGGUGCACUGCAAUGGGUUUCUUAAGUUUAAUUUCAUUUGCAUUAUCAGUUACUGGGCAAGUUUAUAUGGAUAUUGCCAUUUUUUUGAUUACUGCUGUUGUAGAAUUUUAUUUUGCAUAUGUUAUUUUUUCUUAUCACAAGUUGAUAUGUAUGGUUCUUGAAAGGGGUCUUCAUGACACAAAUAUGACAUAUUUUCCAGAAGACCAUUUAAAUUUUACAACUGAUCAAACAAAUAAACCUGUUGACGAGCAACCAAUAAUGGAUGACCAAGAUGAUUUGCAAAUGGAAGAUACUGGUAGAGCUAUUGCAUCAUAAUUUUUUAUUUAUUUUUAGUGCUUAUCUAACUUUGUUUUUGUCAUAUUUUUGUUUAUUUCAAUAACAUUCUAUGUCAUUGUUUAAAACAAAUGUUUGUGAUAUAAGUAUGCAAUAUAAAUUAGGCCACAGUAUUGUUAAUGUAAUUUGAUAUUCGUUUAAAAAUCUUUAAUUUGUUUUAAGUUAUAUUAGAGCAAAAAAUAA